UUUCAAACAGUUGAAGAACGCUACACUACAUUUCACUGAACUACAAGCUCUUAGGUCUCUGGAAAGAAAGCCACGUUUUAAUUUCAUUUAAGUAUUAUUGGACAAGUUGUUAUCACUAGAGGUACAUUUAAAUUAAAACAAACUGAAUGUUAUAUAAUAAUAUAUAGAUAUAACGUUGUCAUUUUAUUUAAUUAGGAAAUUCUAGGCCUAGAUCUAUUAUUAUUUUUUUAAAAUUUAAACACAUGGCAUAGCCACUUAAGUCUUACUUAAGUAUUAAAGACAAGUGUCAAGACUUAAGUUAAGAAGACUUAAGUAAAACUUAAAGACUGUAAUUAGAUCUUUAAACUUAACUUUUACUCUUUCAACAAGAAGACACUAAGUUUCACUAAGUACUUAGCAUGUAAUUUGAACUUCAGUUAAAUAAAAUAUUGACUCGUAACUCGUAUAUUAAGGGCAGGCAUAAGAUAAGUCUAAUUUAAGUGACUUUAGGUCAGGGCUAAUUUUAGAUUAAACUACAAGUAAAAUCAUAAGUCGGUAAAGUAAUUUAGGCAGUGUCAUAUGAAAUGUUCCCCGUUGACAUUGUAUACAUUUUUGCUUUACCACUCAACCUGAAUUUCUGUGUGUACCAGUGUGCUAUGAAUGGAUUUGUUUAGUUCAUUUUAAUAAACAUUUCAUUGAGUAAGAUUAACUUUAACAGUAGGCAGUAGCCUACUGACAGUAGGCCAGUAGGAGAAUAAUUCACAAUUUUACAAAUUGUUCUUCCUCUAAAAGUGAUUGUAAUCUCAGUUUUGUAGCACAUGUUCAUGUUGUUUUUAAAAUGUUUUAAUGCAGGAUAGGCCAGUCAUUUAACUUAAGCAUCAGCAUAGGCAUAAGAACUUAUGAGUUAUGGAGGUAAACGUUUAUUUUGUUAAUUUAAUGUGGCAUAGGCUACAGCUGUUUUUUUCAUACAAUACUAUAUUGAAGUAUUAUUAUGACAUAUGCAAGGCAUGUUCAAUAAAGUUUAUUUAGUAUAAUUUGCAAAUUCUGCUGAACAAGAUGUGCGUCUAGUAAGAAGUGACGUCAUUUGCGUGUUUUGUUAAAAGAGUUUUGGAUUCACUCCCCUUAUUUUUUUUGUUAAUAAAAUUACAUUUUCAUUAAUAUCAUGAUGGUACGUUUUAAUUAACUUUUUAUUGCUUCAUUAAUUAUAAUUUUAAAAUUUUCAUUUGUUGGCAUAUCAUCAUAUUUUAUUUGUUCCGCCACAUUUGAUAGAUUUGGGGUAAUGUUGUCGGGUCUUGUGUUUUUAUUCUUUUUUUUAUUUACUUUCGGUGGAAACUGAAAUAAAGUGUGUAAAAGUUUAUUUCAUGAAACCGUAAGUUGGGCUUUCAUUUUUUUAAAAUUUUAUAAAUAAUUAUUUUUGACCCUUUUUAAUUGUUUUUGUUCAUUUUCACAGUUUUCUUGCCAGAGUGUGUAAAUGUCACAUGUUUUUACUUUCACUUGCAGCUUUAGGGCCAGUUUUAGGGUUCAAGUUAGGUUUAGGGAUCGAUUUAGGGUUCAGGUUAGGCUUAGAAAUCGAUUUAGGGUUCAGGUUAGGUUUAGGGAUCGAUUUAGGACAUUUUUUUACAAAUGUUUAAUGUUUUCUUCCUAAUUUUAGGAAAUGUGAGUUAUUUUAUUUUUCCAUGGCGGCCAUGUUGGUUUCCACGACCUGUGAACAUGUUAAUGUUAGCGGGUCGUGGAAACCAAGAUGGCAGCCAUGGAAUAAGACAUGGUGCUCUCUCUUCUUAUUUACCAGAUGUGCUAUUGGUUAGGUUGUAGCCCAUAGGUCUCAUUUAUUUUAUGAUAUCACUUGGAUAUGUUGUAACCCAAGGUCUCAUUUAUUAUCUUUUAAUUUAUUUCAUAAAUUGCAGAUGCCCCGAGGAAAAAUGCAAGCAUUAGAGAAAGAAAAGGAUCCUGUUACUAAAUCACAGGGAAAGAAACGGACAUUGCCAUUGGAGAAAAAAGAUCAUCCUGGACCUGGUACUAAAUCAAAACGCUUGAAAGGUAAUGUUAGUUAUUCUGAAGAUACCAGUAUCUACUAAGUGUAUAAUUUUAUAAUUAAUGAAGGAAAUAUAUUAAAUAGUUACAAAGGAUGGGCCUAGGCCCUAGGCCUUACAUUUUAUUAUUUAUUUGUCUGUCCUAAUAUGUCGUAAAUUUUGAAUAUCGGUUUUAGAGCUCUGUAGUCACUCUAGGCAUUACUAAAUCCAAAGAAGUUAGUAUUCAAAAUAUUACAAUCUAUUUCUAACCAUCAAAUGUUUAAAACUGAGUUUAUUCUCAUAUUUUUGGUCAAGUUGAAAUUUGUUCAUGUAAAUAACAUUAUUAUUUCUACAUUUCAAGGUUUUCAAGCCAUAGAAUUAUAAUUUUCAUUAUUAGACUUUGUUGUGUGAUACUAAAACCUUGAAAUAUAUUUGUUUCUUAGUCAGUCAUGACUCACAUGGUUCAACCAAAGGAGAAGUGCUUACAUGUGGCCAAGGAGAUGUAGGCCAGCUAGGUCUGGGUGCUGACAUCACUGAACGAACACGUUUAGCUUUUGUUGAUAUACCAGAUCCUGUUAUUCAAGUGUGUGCGGGUGGUAUGCACACAGUUUGUUUGACAAACACUGGUCAGGUAUGUGUAGCCUUGGUACAUAUAUUUAUCUUUCAGAAAUUAUAACAUGUCACGGUUAAAAACUUUGUAUUUAACUUGUAGAAUUUUUGCCUAGAAUCUUUGCAUGAGAAUUGAUUCCUUAACAAUAUUCAUCAGCAUGUAAAAAAUAUAUUAAAGAUUUAAAAAGACAUUUCAACAUGUUAAAAAGGUCUCCUCUUUUUAGUACAGGUAAAGAAGAAAAACUACUAUUAAUAAUUCUAACUUUUUUUUUUUUUUUUGGUAAUCUUUCAGGUUUACACUUUUGGUUGUAAUGAUGAAGGUGCGUUAGGUCGCGAAACAUCUGUUGAGGGAUCUGAAGCUAAACCUGGAAAAGUAAACAUUCCGGCUCCUAUCGUCAUGGUAACAGCAGGUGACAGCCAUACAGCAGCUCUUACUGAUGAUGGUAGAGUCUAUGCAUGGGGAAACUUUCGGGUAUGUAGAAUAUUUGAAAAUUUACGCGAUUUUAUCAUUUUAAUCUUUAAAAGGGAAAUUUAUUUGUAAUUAAUUGUUAAUUUCAUUAGGUUCUUUUUAGGUAAAAUUAAUUUUGCAGUGAGGUAAUGAAAUUUUCUUAUUUCUUCCUUCAUGUGUUUGAUCAAUGCUUUCUGAAAUUUAGGAUGCCAAUGGAUCUAUGGGUCUUACAUCAAAUGGAAUUGAGAAGAAACCUGUGGAAUUAAUCCAGGAAGAAGUUGUCAUCAAAAUGGCUUCAGGCAGUGAUCAUUUAGCAUGCCUUACAGACAGGGGGGAAUUAUUAACAUUAGGUAAACUUGAAUGUUUGUGAGUGUUUGAAAAUUGAAUUAUUGUUACGGAAAUUAAAAUAAAACCAAGGUGAUUAUUAAAGUUUCUUGAUAAUUCUCUUUUCUUUCUGUCUCUGAAACAGGCUGUGCUGAACAGGGCCAGUUAGGAAGAAUUGCAGAAUGUUUUGCAACUCGCGGCGGUCGCAAAGGACUCGGUAUUUGCUUGUUAAUUUUGUAAUAUUUUUUUAUUUCGAGUAAUGUAACAUUAAGGGUGUCAGUUCUCCAAAUUAAGUAAAUUAUUUUAAUAAUUGAUAUUUGCAACUUUUAUAGUUCAAGAUUUUAUUCCAUGUUGUUUUUAAAGAAAAAAUUAUAAGGAUUUCUCUAUAUUUUUUGUGUUACUGUUUUGAUAUGCAUAAACGUGAUUUAAACGAUAGGAUUUUUUUUCUCCAUUUUAUAAAUUAUAUCACUUGCAGCAAAUUUUAAAGAAAAAUAUUUAAGAUUUGUUUAUUCUUAAAUCUGAAAAUUGUUUAUUGUCAAGUACCUGCUAUUCUUCAGUAAUGAUUUGAACACUCCAUUGCUUUAUUUUUUUCCUUGACCGUAUCUCUUUUUAUAUUCUAAAAAAUACAGAUAUGAUUCUUUCUCCCGGCCGUGUCAAAGUGAAGCGGCACAAAUCUCGUAAAAUGGCUCAGUUUUCUGACGUGUGGGCAGGGCAGUAUAUGACAUUUGCCAAAGAUAAAGAGAAUGGUGACAUAUAUGCAUGGGGCCUGAAUAACUAUUACCAGCUGGGUGAGAGCUUGAUCUGAUUUCAUGUUUACAUUUAUCUUCAUUAUAAAUAGCCCUUGUAGGUUUCUAUGAAAAAAAUCCAGGUAGUUAAUUUUGUUUCCUUCUUUGGAUCUGAUCAUCAAAACCUUUUAAUUUCAAGCAUUUUCUAUUUUAAAAGAUUAUGCAUUAUUUUCCUCAUAACUUCCAAGUGAGUGUUGAAUUUAUAUGUUACAAUACAUAACAUAAAAUUCACAUAUAUCCACAAGUGUUCCAUAACAUGUACACAGGAAGAACAUUUUAAGUUUUUUUAAUGACAUGAUUUAUUUACUAUGUAUUCAACUUACAGGUUUUGGAGAUAUGGAGAAUAGAUUUGUUCCUGGCCGAUCACAGACAUUUUCUGAGUCAGGUCCCUGGGAAAUGAUAAGUGGAGGUCAGCAUCACACAGUUGCGCUAAACGCUAAAGGUGAUUUUAUUUAUUUCAUAGUGUUUUUUAAAAACAUUUUUCUUCCUGUUUCUGCAGUUAGUCAGUAACAUCAAUCCCCUUCUCUUGUUCAUGUACAGAUAUAUUUUGUUUAAAUACCAUACUUACUUGUUUUUAUUUCAUAAGUCAACAUUUUAGCCACAAGAUUUAUUAUAAAAUGCAGAGUCGACUUAUUCCUGUGUCAGUGCUGGUUUCGAUAGAAUUUUAUACAUUGAAUGCAAGACAAUGUCGAGUUCGUGUUAGUGUACUACGGGCAGCCGUAUGUUGACCAAGAUACCAGGUAUACACAUUCACACAGAGACAAAAACAGCUGUUGAUGCUUGACUGAAAUCUGAAACCAAGCUACAUGCAUCAUCCCUGACUUCUUGGUUUAUCUAUCGUAUAGAUGAGAGAGAACACUGAUAUAAAUUGCAGGGAUGUCUCUUGAUACCACUGACUUUGAGAGUAGUACAUAGCUUAGUAUACCUGAACAGUGCAAUGCCUGCUGCUUGGUAAAAUCGUACAAAAUUAUAAAAAUCACAGAAAUACGUUACCAAGCUGUGUUUUACCCUCAGCUUAUCCAGCAGUCAUGGCAUAUUUCAUAAUUGUUGGUAAAAGAACUUCCCUCGACUUAUAGACAGAUUGAUUUAUAGAUGUAUAUAGAUUUUUUAUAUAUAGAUUUUUUUUAUGCAUAAGCCCUUAUUAUGUAGUCCUUUGAUUAAUGUGACUGUUUUUUUUGUAUUUUAAAUGCAUUUUUAAAAAAAUUUAUUUGUCCACUAAGUGUCAGCAUCAAAAUAUUAAAUAAGCUAAGAUUUAACUUCACUUUGGAGGUGGGUUUAUGGAGAAUGAGCACAGUCUUUUUUUAAUACCAUAUUUGAUUUGAAAAAAAACCUCUUUCCCUUGCAGGUAAAGUUUAUACAUUGGGCAGAGAAGACUAUGGUCGUCUGGGUCUUGGAAAGGAUUGUGGUGAGAGAAAGGUACCUACUCUGGUACCUGCUCUUGAAGGCUUGACAGCAAUAAAUGUGGCAGCUGGAGGAUGUGUCAGUUUUGCUGUGACUAGUAAUGGUGAGUUCUUUAUUAUGUACUGCUCUCAAUGAUAGCUUUUAUGUUCAUUUUGGACAAAUGUAUCUAUAAAAAUAAGACUAGAUAAUGUUAGUGGUUUUGGAUGGGAGUAACUAAUACUUCAAAAAUUUCAUUCACCAGGUGACCUCUACUCUUGGGGAAUGGGAUCCAACAAUCAACUUGGCACUGGUGAUGAUGAAGAUCAGUUUACCCCAAUUAAGGUCACAGGCAAGCAGUUGGAAACUAGGUAAGCAUCAAAUACCCUAUAGUUUAUUGAUAUUUUUCUACCACAGGUUCUUUUGUAGUUUAUGCAUUUACUGUUCAUCAUGUCAGUAUCGAUAUUCAAGAAUUGAUUUUAAAUGGCAUUAAGUGCAUAUGUAUGAACAUUUCCGGACAUGACUGCUGCUUGUCAAGAAGAAUGUGGUCACUUUUUCUUUGUAUACAUGUAUUAUGAUCCCAUUAAAAUGUGUGCAGAUGUAGUCAAGUAAAUGGCAUUACUGUAGCUGGCACCAAACCAUAUCAAAUUAACGGUUGCCCUAACCAUUCUUAAAUUUGAUGUCAACUGCUGCUACAAUUUGGAAUACAUUUUUAAGGACUUAAAAUUGUGACCCAGUUUGCUCAUGGUGAAUUCAAUUAAGGACUUUUUUCAUCAUUGUUGUCUAUAAUGGAAUCAAUGUUGCAAGAGAAUAUAAUUUUUAAAAAUCUAUGUUGAUCUGUUCAAAAGCUGAGCACCCCACUUAUUCCCCAGAAAUAUUUGCAUAGUCUGCUGCAGAAUGGGUAUAUACGGAAUUAAAAUGUUAUUUCAGCUAAGGUAUUUUCCUAACUAAACCAUAGUCAAUUUGCUUCUUUUAAUGGUCCAUUGCAAAUCAAGUUUACCUGCAAUUUAUGUAGCGCUAGAAAUUUGUUUAUAAUGCCUAAAUUGCUUGUCAUUUUGGAUUAAUUAAAUGUCCUUGUUGAUACCCAAAUGGUAUCAGAAGUUUGUAAUGCACUUGCCUGGCAUUUUUAAUGGUUAAACUAGAUACCUCUAAAGGACAUUUGUUGAUCAUGGAAAAUGUUUUGUAAUAUUUCUUUUUAAAGACUUUCUUUCUACACAUGAGACUCCUGUUUGGUUAAUUCAGUCCUCAUGGUUUUUUUUGUUCGUCAUUAUGUCAAAUACUUAGAAAUUUCUUUUUCAGAUCUGUGGUGAUGGUCUCUUCAGGGGGUCAACACACAGUUGUAUUAGCAGCCACAAAAACAGGAAAUGGAGUAGCCCACUGAUAUCAGUUUGUAAUAGUCUUAUUCCAUUAGAUAUGUUGAGCCCAUGGUAAUACUGACAUUUAUAUUUUGGCCUGGGGAUGUUGUAUGCUUAAAAGAUUUUAAUUCAUAUGCAAGUCAUACCACUGAAAUGGUAUUGCUUUCGUCAGAGACUC
This is a messenger RNA of Lymnaea stagnalis (great pond snail), 7064 nucleotides long. NCBI's taxonomy places the organism in Eukaryota, Metazoa, Mollusca, Gastropoda, Lymnaeidae. The record is from the annotation of a GenBank genome assembly.